This is a messenger RNA of Diatraea saccharalis (sugarcane borer), 988 nucleotides long. The record is from the annotation of a GenBank genome assembly. NCBI's taxonomy places the organism in Eukaryota, Metazoa, Arthropoda, Insecta, Lepidoptera, Crambidae.
AGAUAAACAUAGAGAAACACGGUUGACUCUAUGCAGUAGUCUCUAUGGAUCAAUGAGUAAAUAAUGUACCUAUGCAAGCUACAAAUUGAUUUUUGUGAAAUUUUUCUUUAGCGGCAUGAAGACCUUGCAGCGGAGUCGUGCUAUCAUAGCAACAGGAAUUCUCGGUGUCAUAGUGUCAACGUACGCCCUGUACGUCGAGAUGGCAGCUGAAAGUAAACCUGGAUAUAAGGCCUUGUGUGAUAUCUCCGAGUACGCCAGCUGUUCCCGAGUCCUCACCUCAGAGUAUUCCAAGGGCUUUGGGAUUAUCCCCAAGGAGUCGGCGUUGGAAGUGCCGAAUUGCAUUUAUGGAACUUUGUUCUAUUGCUUCAUGAUAUUUUUAGCUACUUUCGACCACAUCGGUGUUAUCAGACUUCAGUUGAUCCUGGCCUUCGCUGCAUGUACCUCAAGUGUAUAUUUAGGUUAUUUACUUGCAUUCGUUCUGCGUGAUGUGUGUGUAGUAUGUAUUUCAACUUAUUUUAUUAAUGGAUUGUUAUUUUGGUUGGUAUAUAAAAAGUAUAAAUCAUUAAUGAAAAAGACGAAAUAGAAUAAGGUAGUGAGCGCCAUCUUUAGUAGAUUUAAGACAAAGAAAGACAGUGCCAUCUAGUAAUCAUCUUGUUAAUACGGGUAUCUAUUCUUGCUUUAUUAUUGCCAUCUAGUGUCGAGUAGCGACAUAGAAACUUUGUUGUCAAUCCAUAGAGGGCAUUGAAAAUAAAUAUAAACUUAGUAGUUAUUGUAUUUUGUAAAACUUAGAAACUUUUUAUUGCUAAAAAAAUCCAAUGGUUGUUGCGAUAAAUGUUUAUAUAUUUUAUACGCACACACAUAUGUGUUAAAAUGUAUGAAAAGUGUUUUUUAUUAUUUUGUUAUUAAUAUAAAAAUGAAAAUAAAUAUCAUUCCAAUAUACGUAGAAAUAUGUUUUUAUGAAUUAACCUUUGAAUUACUCUAGCCUAUU